Magnusiomyces paraingens is the source of this 258-nucleotide messenger RNA. RefSeq lists its product as uncharacterized. The coding region runs from base 1 to 258 and encodes 85 amino acids. The transcript has 3 exons. The record is from RefSeq and is a predicted model, not a curated record. NCBI's taxonomy places the organism in Eukaryota, Fungi, Ascomycota, Dipodascomycetes, Dipodascales, Dipodascaceae.
AUGAAACUUUCAGCUUAUCAAUCGUAUUUACUUAUUAACUCUUGCUUUUGUCUUCUCGCUAUGUCUAAUCACGGAAACACUACAGGAGUCAAUGAAGGAUCCUCAUCCUUCAGUCAGCCAGCACUGGAAGUUCUGUUGCCCACUCAACAUCUGAGACCCACUAAAAGAACAACCCCAGCUCUUAUGGACAUUCGCCGAUCUCCUGUUCAUCGUCAAAUUGACCCGCUGCCCGUUCUGGAUUUACCGUUAGACAAUUAA